Daphnia pulicaria is the source of this 1839-nucleotide messenger RNA. It is a transcript of the gene DhpD, whose product is annotated as guanine deaminase-like. The transcript is spliced from 9 exons. Gene Ontology annotation, molecular function: zinc ion binding; guanine deaminase activity. The record is from RefSeq and is a predicted model, not a curated record. Gene Ontology annotation, biological process: guanine catabolic process. The coding region runs from base 111 to 1481 and encodes 456 amino acids. Gene Ontology annotation, cellular component: cytosol. NCBI's taxonomy places the organism in Eukaryota, Metazoa, Arthropoda, Branchiopoda, Diplostraca, Daphniidae.
CGCAGACGAAAAACCAUUUUCACAAGUGAAGUGGACUGAAACUCGUGAUUCGAAAGAUUCUCGUAUUUCGAUAGCUUCAAUUAGCACAUCCGCUUUUCAUACAUCACAAGAUGAAGCUCUUUUACGGUCUAGUUAUUCAUUGUAAAUCAAUUGACGAUCUGCGUUUUCUUCCUAACACUGCGUUGGUAGUUGAUCACGGAAAGAUUGUUUUCAUCGAAGAAAAUGCUGAUGUAGAUAAGAUUCAACAACAACACCAGAUAUCUGCCGAAAAUGUAAUCGUCUUGAAAGAAAAUGAAUUCCUGAUGCCAGGGAUGAUUGAUACUCAUAUUCAUGCCCCUCAGUAUGUCAACGCCGGCUUUGGACUAGACCUUCCACUCCUUGGAUGGCUAAACAAAUAUACUUUCCCCACUGAAUCUCGCUUCAGUGAUCUGAAUUUUGCAGAUGAAGUUUAUACCAGAGUAGUUGCAAAUACUCUUAGCAAUGGAACAACAACUGCCAUGUACUUUGCUACCAUUCACAAAGAAUCAGCUCUUUUGCUUGGAGAUAUUGCCCAUCAGAUAGGGCAAAGAGCAUUUGUUGGAAAAGUCAGUAUGGAUCAAAACUCUCCAGAUUAUUACAUUGAAGAAAAAAGUAGUGCAAUUAAAGAGAUUGAAGAUUUCAUAGUUACUCUGCAAUCAAAAAAGUAUCCAAAUGUCCAGCCUGUCAUAACUCCACGGUUUGCUAUUACGUGCUCGAUGGACCUUAUGAAGAAUUUGAGCCAAUUGGCUUCAAAGUACGACGUAAACAUACAAACACAUGUUAGUGAAAAUCCUGCAGAAUGUGAAGUAGCUGUCAGCCUUCAUGAAGGUUGUCGAGAUUAUGUGGACAUUUACGCACAAGCAAAUUUACUCACUGCCAAAACUAUUCUUGCUCAUGGAAUUUAUUUGUCUGACAAAGAGCUAGAAGUACUUCAUAAAUACCGAACCUCCAUCUCUCACUGCCCCAACUCAAAUUGUUCUAUACGCAGCGGUAUGUGCGAUGUUCGUCGCUUGAUGACGCAAGGGUUACACGUUGGACUUGGAACUGACGUUUCCGGUGGCUUCAGUCCAUCAAUUUUGGAUGCCAUGCGUUUUGCCAUCACCGUUUCAAACCUUCUUUCGUUGUCAAAGUCAGAAGACUACAAACCUUUGAAUUAUAAAGAUGUCUUCUUCAUGUCCACUCUCGGGGGCGCUCAAGCUCUAGGAAUCGGCGACAAAAUUGGAAACUUUGAAGUCGGCAAGGAUUUUGAUGCGCUAGUCAUCAACUUAGCUCAAACCGAUGGCAACCUAGAGCUCUGGCUAAACGAAAGCAUUGAAAACCGUUUAUCGAAAUGGAUUCAUCUUGGUGAUGACCGAUCGAUUUCUCGUGUUUAUGUUCAUGGAGUCGAAGUUAAAGAGGGAGCAAGCAACGUGUUGAGGGUUAAACGCCUGGGGGGCAAAAGGAAGUCGACAGAGAUCAAUUGAGAACAAGAUUCCAUUUAUCGAUAUUCGCAUUCUCGUAAUCUGCUAGUACAAAAAUAGUUGGCAAAAGAGACCUAACUGCAGCUAGAAGAGACGAACAUUCCCAAUACCAAGAAGAUAUCUACGCCGAUACUAAGCUCUUUAAUUUCAUUUCCCUUUCUCCUCUUAACGGUUUUGUUUUAUUGAAGAAUUUGACUCUUGCUUAGCAAUCUGAUUGAUAUUGAACAUAAUACCUAUCCUUGUAAUAUCCGGUUUGACUAGUUUCUCUUUCCACCAGUGGAAUAAAAAAAAACUGGUUUAAUUUUCAUUUAGAAUGUAAGACUCUUUUGGUGCAAAUAUAAUAAAUUUGGGUUGCGACAAA